Messenger RNA from Merops nubicus (carmine bee-eater), 492 nucleotides. RefSeq names its product sideroflexin-2-like. Gene Ontology annotation, cellular component: mitochondrial inner membrane. Lineage: Eukaryota; Metazoa; Chordata; Aves; Coraciiformes; Meropidae. The transcript has 4 exons. Gene Ontology annotation, molecular function: monoatomic ion transmembrane transporter activity. The record is from RefSeq and is a predicted model, not a curated record. The annotation marks the transcript as partial. Gene Ontology annotation, biological process: monoatomic ion transport; serine import into mitochondrion.
AUGGUCACCGUCCCCCUUGGCUUCAACAUUGACGCCCCGCGCUGGGACCAGAGCACCUUCAUAGGGCGCCUGAAGCAUUUCCUCAACAUCACUGACCCGCGGACGGUGCUGGUCCCAGAGGAGGAGCUGGACAGGGCCAAGGCCCUGGUGGAAGGCUGCAGGGCUGGGCUGGUGCCACCAGGAAAUAGCCAGGAGCAGCUGCUGUACGCCAAGAAGUUGUACGACUCAGCCUUCCACCCUGACAGUGGCGAGAAGAUGAAUCUCAUUGGGAGGAUGUCCUUCCAGGUGCCAGGGGGCAUGGCCCUCACCGGCUGCAUGCUCCAGUUCUACCGGACAGUGCCUGCCGUGGUUUUCUGGCAGUGGGUGAACCAGUCCUUCAACGCCAUCGUCAACUACACCAACCGCAAUGCUGCCUCCCCCAUCUCACUGAGGCAAAUCGGGGUGGCUUACAUCACGGCCACCGGUACAGCCCUGGCCACCGCAGUGGGCCUC